AGCAAAUGAACAGGAAGAAAAGAUGGCGGCGAGGAACGGAAAGAAUAGUAUACUGGAAAAAUGGAGGAUUGAUGAAAAGCCUGUGAAGAUUGACAAAUGGGAUGGUGCAGCUGUGAAGAACUCUCUAGAUGAUGCAGCUAAGAAGGUUCUGAUUGAAAAAUAUGGCUACCUUGAGAGUUUCAACUUGGUGGAUGGACGUCUGUUCAUUUGCACAGUCUCCUGCCUUUUCGCCAUUGUAGCUUUAAUUUGGGAUUACCUCCACCCGUUUCCUGAGUCCAAGCCUGUGCUGGCGUGCUGUGUGGUUUCAUACUUCAUUAUGAUGGGGAUUUUGACCCUGUACACUUCCUACAAAGAGAAGAACAUCUUCCUCGUGGCCAUGCAGAAGGACCCAGCAGGAAUGGACCCAGAUCACAAUUGGUGUCUGUCCUCCAGCCUAAAAAGGUUUGAUGACCAGUACACAUUAAGAAUGUCCUUCACUGACGGGAAAACCAAGCAGUCGAGGGAAACCGAGUUUACAAAGUCAGUAAGCGUUUUCUUCGACGAGAACGGGACGCUGGUGAUGGACCAAUACGAAAAAUACGUCUCCAAGCUUCACGACACUCUGGCCACAGAGAAGAAGACGAAGUAAACGGUUAGUGGAAAUGACGGCACCAGCUUUCAGCGACCCAGCACACACAAUUUAAUGGUGGCUUUAGUGGACAAAACACUGAUGUUUUUCAGGCUAGUUUGAGUUCAGCUCUCAACUGUAAUAAUAUAGAAGUGUUUCGUUUAAUUGCUUAUGUUUCAAACAAACAAACAAAAAGGUCCAAAUGUCUGUUUUGUUAUCCAUAUUUUUUAAAUGUAAGAUCAGUUGAUAAGGCAGACGUUUCUAUGAUAUUCAUCAUUUAGUGUGUGCAGUAUAUUUUAGGUACAUUUAAAUAAAUGAAAUGGUAUGUAAUCAGAUACAAAUGCCAGAGUUUUAUGGUGGAAAUGUAUAUUUUCAUCAAACAAAAGUCACUUCUUUCUUGGAGGCGAUCAAUGUUAGUGUUUCCACAUUUCACAAUGCCUAUUGAAUAAUGUGUCUGAUUUACAUCUGAUUAUCAGUAUAUGUACACAUUUUGUCCCGAGAGCCUUAAGUCAGUUUUUCAAUUUUUUUUCUUCCUGUUUUGAAUUUUAUCUGUUAUUUAGGCUUUAAAAGACAGCAAAAAA
Molecule: messenger RNA, 1188 nt
Organism: Danio rerio (zebrafish)
Lineage: Eukaryota; Metazoa; Chordata; Actinopteri; Cypriniformes; Danionidae
Gene: spcs2
Product: signal peptidase complex subunit 2
Biological process (GO): protein maturation
Cellular component (GO): endoplasmic reticulum membrane; signal peptidase complex; membrane
Source: RefSeq, marked validated